AUGGGCUUGUUCGUUCGCGUCUUCGGCCUUCAGGCUCACACCGCCAAAAACAACAAGACCGCAGUCGACGGCGACGUCGCUGCCAAGCACAGCACCACUCGCUCUGCCCUUCGGAAGCCCUACAAGCAGCCCUGGGUGACUGUGAAGGCCACUUCGCACUCUCAGCCUUUGGCUUGUGUCACCAUGCCUGACUCUCACGACGCGAACAAGACGCGCAAGCACAUCAUUGCAUUCACCGAAGAGAGUCAGAGCGCCCAACACCUGGCUACCACUCCAGGCACAGACGGACAACGACCCGGCGGUGCCAACUCGGCCACCUUUCCCAUCAUUGCGGCUGAUACCCAAGACGCUGACUACUAUCAGUCCAUCGACAUCGCCACCGACAAGAAGACGCAGAUUCACAGCCGCAGCGCGUCUGGCUCGAGCGCCGGCACCUCGUCUUCAGCUGGAAAAAGCAGCACCCGCACCCUGAAGAGGAAGAAGGGCGUCACUGGCCUUUCUGAUCAAUACCAGAUCGACGGCAAUUCCAUCCAAGCCGACAACAAACAGCGUGUCAGGUCCAUCUCCGUGUCCCAGGUCUCAUCCAUCAGCACCAUUCACACAGACACCGACUCAGCUCUUGUCGCCUUCCCCACCUUCAGAUCAGCUGGUCGCCGGGGCACAAGGCUCGAUGGCCUCCUUGAGACCGAAGGAAAGCUCGCGCGAUACAAGGACGUCGAGGAAAUCCAGGCCGACGAGGGCUUCAACACCGCUGUUCUCGACCUCAAAGACUGGGCUCUGACCGGCCACAAGAACGUCAUUGGCUACGAGACGUACUCCAAGCAGAGCGUCAUCCAGGAGAUCUACGAAGAUCUUCCCAAGCCCGAGGGCGAGAACUUCACGACCUCUCCCAAGUCUGCGCGCAACCUGCUCUUCGGAAACUACGAGACGGGACAGUACAAGAUGAUCCGCGCCAGUGACAGCGCGAAGGCCCCUGCGGAGACGAAAAAAUGGUGUUUUGCCACCCUCGGAAGCAGCUUCAUGCGCUUCAUCCAGACCAUUACCAGCGGAGCCGCGCUCCUUGGCGUCUACGAAGCCUCCACUGCCGGGAAGAUAGAUACCAAUACAGAUGAUGGAGAGACCUACGAUUGGGCCGUGUGA
Molecule: messenger RNA, 1140 nt
Organism: Colletotrichum siamense
Lineage: Eukaryota; Fungi; Ascomycota; Sordariomycetes; Glomerellales; Glomerellaceae
Exons: 2
Coding region: 1-1140 (379 amino acids)
Source: RefSeq, a predicted model, not a curated record